Messenger RNA from Lymnaea stagnalis (great pond snail), 6360 nucleotides. Lineage: Eukaryota; Metazoa; Mollusca; Gastropoda; Lymnaeidae. The record is from the annotation of a GenBank genome assembly.
GGCAGCCCUGAUUCUUAGAUUAUGGAUCCUUCUCAGCUGAAUUUGAAUGAACAACACUCUGGUCUCUACUAGUAGUUUAGUAGUACUAGUAUCAUUUAACAUUGUUAUUUACUAUUUUGUUGGUUUAGUAAGUAAGUAGUGAUGACAUAUUAUUAUUAUCAUCAGGAAAUGAGUUGAAGCUUAGCCUCUGUGUAGACUAGUCUAAAGACUAACGUGACUAAAGACUAAAUGAAAAUGAAUUUAUGAUAUAUUAUUUGUACCCGGAUACUAGAAGUGUGAGUUUGGGAUUAAAAAACGAUUUAAAAUUUUAUUGUUGGGCUUGUAAGACAAAAUGAGAUAUCAAAUGAAAGAUAAUUGAAUGGACUAUAUAUUUGUAAACUUAAUUCUCCAGUUUAAAUAAAAUAAACUACCACAAAUGACAUCCGAAUAACACCGAGUUAAAAUGGACACGUAGCGCCGCCAUUCGCACCCGGGUACCAUUAGUCUCUGGCUAUUCGGAUGUCAUUUGUGGUAGUUUAUUUUAGUUAAAAUGAAGAAGUAAGUUUACAAACAUAUAGUCCUUUCAAUUAUCUUUGAUUUGAUACCUCAUUUGGUCUUACAAACACAAAAAUAAAAUUUUAAAUAGUUUUUUUAAACCCAACCUCUCACUUAUUCACUUCUUGUACCCGCGUACGAAUAGCCACUUCGAUUAUGUAUUAUAAUAUAUUAAUAAUUUUAAAUAAUAAUAAUAUUAUAUUAUAUAUAUAUUAAAACUAAAACUUAAUUACAGUACAGCCAUAUGUAGUGUAUUUGUAUAGUAUAACUUACUCAAAUAUAUUUUAUAUCAUUUGUUAACUUAAUAUAAAAAAUAUAUAAUUAUAAUAUAUUAAAUUAUACUCAUUUAUUUUCCAGAAUUCUAGGAAAGAUUUCAUAUUUCUGAAACAAUGAUGUGGUAUCAUAGGCAGCAAAUUGAAAUUAAAAUAUUUAGGUUUAACUAAAGCAUCAAUCCUCAAGAAAAAUAGCAACAAUGAAUAUAAAACUAAUUUUUAAAGAAAUAGCAAAAAGAAAUAUAAUUAGUUACUUAUCCCUAAUUUCUAGAAUGAUUUGGAGGUUAAUCAAAUUAAAUUUAAACGAAAAGAUUUUAACAAAUAAAAAUAAUUAUUAUAAUAUUAAAAUUGAAGUUGAAGAAGUUCAAUCUCUUAUAUCUAAAAUAAUCAUAAAUGAAAAUAAUUUUACAGCAUUCAAUGACAAAGUCAAAGCUGAAUUAACUAAACAGUUAUCAAAUUAUUUUAGGCAAAUUUGUUUAGACGAAGCUGUAGUUCACCGUCACCCUAAACUGCUUUUUUCUUUGGAAAAAGAAAAAAUCUGUAUUACACCUGAACAAAUUAGCUUUUUCUUUGGAUAUGGAAAACCUUCGGAAUUUAAAGUUUGUGAAGAUAGUAGAUUAGUUUUAGAAAUAGUGCAUGCUAAAGGGACAUACUUUGAUAAAAAUGAAUAUGAAAGUAAUAAGAACAAAAAUGAUGAAUCAACUUUGCUUUCUGAUCUGUUAAGAAAAAGACACUUCCAAAUCAAGCAACACAAUUUAUUGGUCUACAUGCAGCCAAGUGUUGAACAAUGGCACCCUGUCAGUAUUGAUGACAUCCCAUGGGCUUGGUUAAAGGAAGAAAAAUGGAGGCUACAUACAUUUGCAAAGUAUCCUCAAGUUUCUGCAAAAUCUGCACUCUUGUUGGCUGCAGAUGGGUUUGCUUACAUUGGUGUAGGAAGAGGUUUAGACGACAAUGUAAUAUGCUAUUUCUGCUGUGCUACAAAAAGCAAUUGGCGCCCUACAGAUGUGAUCUCCAAUGUUCAUAAACAGCUUUCACCACAAUGUCCUAUGGCCACUGGAAUAAACUGUGACAAUGUUCCUAUGACGUGUCCUAAUGGCGGAUCUGCUCUUUUUAAUAAGAUUUAUGGUCAGCAAAGGUCUUCAAGCGCUGCUGCCGGCAGCCCAAAACAAAAAAAUGAUAAUGAAAUUGAAACAGACAGCAUCAACCAUGUCAACCACGACACUAACAGAAGAGACAUGGCAUCGGCCCCAUCAAGUAAUUUAACCUCAGGUAGGAUCUUUGCCAACAACAGUAUCAGCAGACCACCAUUACAGCAACAAGCACAUGCAGAGCAUCAUGAUGCAGAUGUCACAACUUCACACCAACCUUCGGAAAAUGAUGCACCGUCAAGUACAGUAACAUCCAGUAAUUUAACUGCCUGGCAGUCAUUUGAGUCAAACAAUGACAUCAGAUUCCAGCAACCUGUUAGGCAGUCAGCAAAUGGUAAUAACAGACCAGUCCCUGCCCCCUCUGCUGGUGCAGCGAGCUCAUCUUCAAGCACGCCGGAUCGGACAAACUCUACUAAUGCAAGAACUGGAUCACGCCCUUCAAACCCUAAUCCUUCAAUUUCACAAACUGUAAACGGAACGAACAACCCACAAUCACAGACCACUGGUGCUCCAUCUAGUAGCGCAGGGAGUCAAGUAUCAGGUUCUUGUACCAAACCAGAAGGCCCCACCUAUGCUCAACUUGGUAUUAUUACAGAAAGGCCAAAGAGAUAUGAAUAUGCUGUGAUAACCAAGAGACUUGAGACAUUUGAGCACUGGCCUAGAGAUCAUCACUUGAAAAAAGAAGAUCUGUCAGAAGCUGGAUUUUACUAUGCAGGUUUGUAAAUUAUUUUUAUAUAGACAUUUUGUUUAUUUAUUUAAAAACUUCAUGUUGAUGGUGUUAACUUCCAAGGCAAUGUUAAUUUCUAGUUUGGAAAUAUAUGUCUUUUUACUACUGAUUAUCCCACUUGUUAAACCACAUUUAUUCAGAUGAACUUGUAAAAUCCAGUAUCCCCGGUACCAAUUUAAUUGUGAUAUUGCUUCACGAGCGUUCAAUAUUUCCACUUAGACUUUUAGUUGCUCACCCCUGCACUGGAUGUUGUGGGAGAGGCCAGGGUAUCAGGAGAGUCUUACGUUACAAUUAUGUUAUAUGGCACAGACCAGCAGAUGGAGCUGGUUGCCAAUGUACUAGCCAUGGUUUUAAUAGCGUAAGCUCAAGCCUCAACCAGAAUAUGUAUGUUAGUUGCUCACCCCAGGCAAUAACACUUGAAAAUUCAUACAUGUGAUGCAUCUGUAUAUGGCUUAAUCAUAAACAUAUUUGUAAAAUCAUACAGCAUGCGCCAAAACUAACAGUACCAAAACUCCUGCAUCGUAAUCACUUACUUGCCUUUGUCAAUGGUGCAUAGCUACAGCUGCCAUGUGACCAUCGUGAUUAUAUGUUUGGCAGUUGUUGGAGAUGGAUCUCUUCCACGGAGUAAAAAUAAUAGAGCAAAAUUUUCGCUCAUACUUUAGUGAACAUAAAUAGUGAUUGCGUUUGAUAAAAUUUAUAACAAUUACAAUAGAGAUUAUAAUAUUUUUUUAAACGGCAACAAGUAACACGGCUCUGGAUAGGUAAAAUAUCAAAUGUAGGACUAAUAAGUUAAUGUGACUUACUUUAUAUCCACAUACACCGUAGCCAUAAAUCUCCACAAUAAACAAUCGAUGAACAUAGUUAAGAUGAUGUUCAGUUUGAAAGAUGUUCCUCAUAGAAUUUGAAAGGGUGAACACAGCAGCUUCUGGAGAAUGGGGUGUGAUCCUCUUUUUUAAAAAUAUUUACUGUUGGCUAGACUUCCUCUUCCGUUGAUACAAUACACUUUCAUAAUGGUAAAAUUUAUAACUGUAGACACCACUGUGUGACUUGGUGCGGUCUUGUUAAAUCUCAAUUUGAAUUGUUCUGCCACCUUUUUUUCCAUCGCAAUUACUUAAAUUCCUUACGUUGGAGCAAAAAUUGUACUCAUCCCUGGAAAUAUUUUUAUCUGUAAACAACAGCCCAGCAAAAUUUCAUUGACACCACAGGGAAAACGGGGGAGCUGCAGCUUUGCACCAUUGACAAACUCAUGUAUGUGUGCAAUAUACUGUUACUUUUGGCGCAUGCUGUAUAAUGCAUGACAAGAACAAGAAUGAUAAAUAAACUAUUUGAGUUUAUUUCUCUGUUUAUGAAAUUUUCUAUAUAUAUUAUGUAUUGUAAGCCAGAUGGCCCAUUGCGCCUGACUCCUUCACAACAUAUUCUCCUGUUAAUGCUAUAAAAAGGAUCUUUAAAUGACUAUUUGUAUUCAUCUGAUUAAAAAAAAAAUCAAAAUAGGUUAUGGAGACUGUGCACGUUGCUUUUACUGUGGUGGAGGAUUGCGCAAUUGGGAAGCCGAAGAUGACGUAUGGGUGGAACAUGCCAGAUGGUUUCCUAAAUGUGCCUUCAUCCGCCAACAGAUGGGUCAAGUGUUUGUUGAUACUGUGCAGGAAUUAAAUAAGGAUUAUGAUCAGGUGAGGACACACAUCAAAUUUAUCAGCUGAAAUGUUAUUGUACCAGUGGUUUGGUUUUUUUAAGGUGUGUUUGAAAUAUUAAAUAUUUUAUUACCCUAGUAUUGUAACUUGAAUCAAAUUGUUUGCUAUUUUCUUUAAUUUGCUUUUAUCAAGAUUCCUUUUGCAAUGGUGUCCAAUAAAAUAGGAAAGCCAGCAUCUGUAUUUCAUUUAGGUAAGUUUUAUUUUGUUAAAUAGCUCUAGUAUGGUUUAUAUAAAAAAAAAAAACCUUGUAUUAACCAUUUUUUUAAAAUCCUUGUAUCAGCUUCAGCCCAAAUCUCUAACUCAGUAACUCUAACUUAGUCAAUCUAAGCUUGUAUUAAUGAGUGUGUAGCACAGUGUUAUGUUACUCAACAUCAAUAACCUAGUCAGCAAUAAAUAAUAUAGAUGUGCCAAUAGUAAUGCAAAAAAAUUAUAAGUUAUUAAUCGCUAAUAAAUUCUGUUUUUUAAACAACUUAAAAUGAAAUCUCAUGUACUCUAACAGACUCUAAAGACACUCCUUUGAAACGAGAUGCAGCUGUGAGGACUGUCGUGGAAAUGGGAUUUGACUUGAAAGAUGUCAUCAGUGCAGCUGAGGCAAUAAAGGAUGAAGGUGACUUUAUGUUCAAAGACAUAUUUUCUCAAUCAAACUGGUGGUGAUUAAAAAAAAUAGAAACCCAAAAUAUUUGUAAAAAUUAAAAUUUAAGUAACAUUCAAAAUGAAUCAAUUAAAAAAAAUAUUUAAAAUCUUAAUAAAUAAUGGAAUGUAUAUGAUAAACAUAUUGAUGGCUGAUUUAAUUUUAAUAAUAGGAGCCAAAAUGAUCAAUAAAUUGAUUGUGGCCCUUAAGAUAUAGAAGAAGAAGAAUUUUUAUUUCAAUCAUAUGAUCUUGAUUACAAAAAAAAAAAUCGGUGAAAAUAAAAAUAGGAAAUACCCAAGCAGUAGAAAAGAAAAGUUAUUCUAGUGUUACAUAUGUCUACAUUCAAGGAUAUUUUAAUUUUAUUCUAUAUUUUUCAUUACAGAAAACCCCUUUAAAUGCUAAGAUACAAUAUUUCUAUAUUACAUAUAUGCCAUGCCAAAUAACAAAAGUAUAAUUACUCAUUACAGCUACCAUACUGUCUGCAGACAGGAUUUAUGAAAAAUUACUGCAAGAAAAUAGAAGCAGGAACGCAAAUGUACAGCAUUCAUCACAGGAUAUUAGCUCCACAGAUGACGUAGCAAAAAAUUUAGGUAAUUAUGCUGAAUAAACUGUUAGGUAAUCAAAAUAAAUCAAAUGGGAUUUUUAAUUUGAUCCCUGUGCUAGUACAGGUUCUAUUUCUAUAUCAUUCAGGCCUUAAGUUUAUCAGCGACAAGGAUACAAACCAUUCUCUGACAAAGCAAUGUGAUGUGAUCAGUGAAUUAUGACCUCCCUUUUUAGGCAGAAACUAUGUUUGAAAUGUAUGCCAAAUUAUUUUUAACUGUUGAAAAAUUAUUUGUCUUUUUUAAGUAUUAUCUUAAAAUAUUUAAAAAAAGAUAGUUCAUUUUUAAAAAUCAACUUUUUAAACAUCUUUUUAACAACAAAAAUUUUUUUUUAGAAACAAUGAGAACUUUAAAAGAGCAAAACAACCAGCUUCGCCAGCAAACUGUUUGUAAGAUCUGUAUGGACAAAGAAGUAGCUGUUGUCUUUCUGCCCUGCGGUCAUCUAGUCUCAUGUAGUGAUUGUGCAGCUGCAAUGAAGGACUGUCCAGUUUGUAGAAAUUCUGUGAAGGGAGUUGUUAGAGCCUUCAUGGGUUAAUAAGCUGCCGGCAGAAUAUAACUAUCAACUUUUAGCUGAUAGAAUGUAACUAUCAACAUUUACCUCAUAAUCAAAAUUAAAUUAUUUGUAUUUUCAUUUAACAUGGGCAUUAUAAAAUAAGGCAUUAAAUUUUUUAAUAGUGUUUUUAUGAAUUUGCUACUAUUGUUUUUGUUUGCUAUUGUCAUGAUUAGAUUAUAAAUUUGAUAUAGGCAUACACACCAAGAAA